AAGUUGGGCAGGUAAACGCACGCGCUGAGUCUGUCUGUCCAGGUGAGAUCAGUGCUUCAGCUCGCGCUACGUGAACGCAUUCCGCGUUUGUGUGAGAAUGUGAACUUUAUUUUUCUCUCCUGUGAUCAGAAACCGUGAGGACUAAUGGGGAUUGUUUCACUCUGCCUUGUCCUUCACUUCUGGCUUAGCACUGUCAAAGGGACGUGUUCUGAAUUCGGCGCUCUCUCCUGUGACGAGUGUCUGCAGCUGGGGCCGCAGUGCGCCUGGUGCACACUGCAGAAUUUUACAGAUUUUUUCUCAAUCGAUGGGAGAUGCGACACACCUGAGGCUCUUCUUCAGAAGGGAUGCUCCGGCGAGUUUGUGGAGUUCCCCAUCACAAAUGUCAAGGUGCUGAAGAACCAAGGGUUAGGAAAGGGUGCUGGCCACACCAACGUUUCAUACAUAAUGCCACAGAAGAUGCACCUCCAGCUUAGACCAGGAAGUCAGCUGAGCUUUCAGAUUCAAGUGCAACAACCAGAGGACCAUCCGGUGGACAUUUAUUAUCUGAUGGACCUGUCAGCCUCUAUGUAUGAUGAUCUCAAAAUGAUCAAAGACUUGGGCUCAUCUCUGUCUAAAGAGAUGGCUAGUCUUACCAGCAAAUUCAGACUAGGAUUCGGCUCCUUUGUGGAGAAACCAGUCCUGCCUUUCAUCAAGAUAACACCUGAGGAGUUGGCCAAUCCCUGCAGGAGUGUUGAUUUUGAAUGUCUGCCAACAUUUGGAUACAGACAUAUGCUAUCGUUAACCAGCAGUACAGACAAGUUUAAUGAGAUUAUCUCAAAACAGCAAGUAUCAGCCAACAUUGAUGUGCCAGAGUGUGGUUUUGACGCCAUCAUGCAGGCAGCAGUGUGUGGGGACAGGAUUGGCUGGCGAAAUGAUUCCAUGAAGUUGCUGGUAUUCGUGAGCGAUGCAGACUCUCAUUUUGGGAUGGACAGCAAAAUGUCCGGCAUUGUUGUUCCUAAUGAUGGGGAGUGUCAUCUGGAUAGCAAUAAUGAGUAUUCCAUGACUGCCCACCUGGAGUAUCCAACGUUAGGGCAGCUAAUAGACAAGCUGGUUGAAAACAAUAUCCUCCUAAUAUUUGCUGUGACUGACAAACAGAGACAGAACUAUGAGAAUUAUGCAAGUCUUAUUCCUGGUGCUACUGUGGGAGUGUUGGCAACUGAUUCAAGGAACAUUCUGGAAAUUAUCAUGACAGCAUAUAAGGAACUGAGGUCAGAGAUUGAUCUGGAGGUUCUUGGCGACACCGAGGGUCUUCAGAUUUCCUUCACAGCACUCUGUCAGGACGGGACCAUAAUCCCAGGGCAGAAAAACUGCUCCAAUGUCAAAGCUGGUGAUGUGGUAUCCUUUAACGUUACGAUCGAGUUAAGGGGUUGCCUUGCUGGUCCACGGCGGUUUUCCUUGCGGCCGGUGGGCUUCCAAGAUGCCCUGGAGAUCGAGCUGGAUUCUCAAUGUGCAUGUGACUGCCAUCAAAACCCUGAACCCAACAGCACUUACUGCAGUCAGGGUCAUGGAGCGCUUGAGUGUGGAGACUGUGUGUGUAAUCCAGGUUUUGUGGGGCCGAAGUGUGAGUGCACAGAAGACCAAGAACAAAUUAGUGACUGCAGAGCACGUGAAGGUGCUGAGAUGUGCAGUGGCCUGGGCGAGUGUUUCUGCAGACAGUGUGUGUGUCACCCGUCCAGUUUUGGACAUGUGUAUGGCCCUUACUGUGAGUGCGAUGACUUUUCCUGUCUCCGAUUCAGAGGAGAGCUUUGUGGAGGUCACGGGGAGUGUGACUGCGGUGAGUGCGUGUGUCACUCCGGUUGGAUGGGGGAGUCCUGUAACUGUAGCACCAGCAGCAACUCGUGCAAGUCUGCAGAUGGAUCCAUCUGCAGUGGACGGGGGAAGUGUGUGUGUGGAAAGUGCGAGUGUGCCAUUCCUGGAGCUUCAGGUGAACAAUGUGAAAGGUGCCCUACCUGUGGAGACAUCUGCAUUUUACCCAGGUCUUGUGUGGAGUGUUACCUCAAAGCUAAGGAUCCAUCAGACGAGUGUGCCUUAAAAUGUAAUUCCCUUCAUGCCACUGUCAGCAAUUCCACAGAUUUUGAGGAGAGCCGGGCAGCACUGUGCACAUUGCAGAGUGAGGAUAGCUGCAUGCUGUCUUUCAGCCUUGUGGACAGCGAUCAUGGCAGCACCAUCUACAACCCCAAAUUUUACGACUGUCCUGAGCCUCCAAACGCACCACUGAUCGCGCUGGGCGUGUGCAUGUCGGUCCUCAUCUUUGGCAUUGCGCUCCUGGUGAUUUGGAAGUUUCUUGUUUCUGUCCAUGAUAGAAAAGAGGUUGCCAAGUUUGAGGCAGAGAAGGCUAAAGCAAAAUGGCAAUCGGGCACAAAUCCUCUUUUCAGGAGCUCGACAUCAACGUAUAGAAAUGUGACCUACAAAAGUGCAGGGCAGCAGAAGGGUGAAAUUUCUUAGGACUACUACUGAACAAUACUGUUAAAAACACAGAACAUAGUUUUCUUUUUACUAAGAGCAAUCACUUUUUUGUAUUUUUAUUUAAUUUUGUAUUGUACAAGUGAGACACUUUGUGUGUAUUUGUGUGUGUUUGAGUGGGUUCACAUAGCUGUAGUUUAGGGACACCUGGGAGAGUCCUCAAUUGGAAAAAAGAAUCAAAUGUUUUUGUCAUUUUAAUAUAUAUAUAUAAACAAUAGAAGUAAAUGUACGUCCCAAUUUUGAUAGCUACGUAGGUAAACAUGUGUUUACAUUUUGUGUGCAUGCAAGAAUUUUGAAACCUCUAAGAGGAUUAACUGUCAAGGAUGUUUACAUCUUUAUAACUGGCAGUGAAUAUAUUUACAAAAAAAAAAAAAAAAAAUACAAAUAUAAAUGAACAGUGUGUUUUGCUGCUAGUUUGAAUAUUACAAAACUCCUAAAGGUACUGUUAAAAUGGGCAACACUGGAUCUUAUUGUUCUUGGUUGUGGUUGUUACAGCUAUUUCUUUUAUUUGUUUUUCAAAAACAGAUCUGUUUUGUAGUUAUUAAUGACAGACAUUUGUCAUUGGUUAGUCGAGGCUGAGCCUUGAACUGUGUGUAAUUAGAUUAUUCAUAUUAAUGAUUAAAUAUGAUUUUGCU
Messenger RNA from Xyrauchen texanus (razorback sucker), 3137 nucleotides. RefSeq names its product integrin, beta 6 (gene itgb6). Gene Ontology annotation, biological process: integrin-mediated signaling pathway; cell-matrix adhesion; cell adhesion mediated by integrin. Gene Ontology annotation, molecular function: integrin binding. The record is from RefSeq and is a predicted model, not a curated record. Gene Ontology annotation, cellular component: focal adhesion; integrin alphav-beta6 complex; cell surface. Bases 145 to 2484 code for a protein of 779 amino acids. NCBI's taxonomy places the organism in Eukaryota, Metazoa, Chordata, Actinopteri, Cypriniformes, Catostomidae. The transcript is spliced from 16 exons.